Molecule: messenger RNA, 467 nt
Organism: Spodoptera litura
Lineage: Eukaryota; Metazoa; Arthropoda; Insecta; Lepidoptera; Noctuidae
Gene: Cby
Product: beta catenin antagonist chibby
Source: RefSeq, a predicted model, not a curated record
UGCUAGGCAACCGUUUGUUAUGUUAUGGCUGAACGUCAUUUUUAAUGUCGCUUUGAUGCAAGAAAAUGCCAUUGUUUAGCAAUAAAUUCUCCCCAAAAAGUAUUCCGGUAAGGAAACAGGAUACUACCGUAUUGAAAAGUGAACUUGGUAGUGACUAUGCAUCGAAAGAAUUAUCGCUCGAUGUGGGCCCAUUGAAAUUAAAGUUGGGAGAUUUCGAAAUAUCUUUUGAAGAAGGUCAAUGGAUUCCAGCUUCUGGCAAAGCCGGUGCUGCUCAUAAGGAAAAUAUUCGACUCAAAAACGAGUUGGAAAGACUUGAAGAAGAGAAUAAUAUGUUAAGAUUAAAGUUUGAAAUACUAUUGGACAUGAUGACUGACAAAACUGUUGAGGCUGAACAACAAGCCGAAAUGCAGAGAGCACAGAGUUUAGGUAAUUUGAAACAGAAGAGUAAUAAGAAGAAAUGGUCUUAA